Messenger RNA from Mizuhopecten yessoensis (Yesso scallop), 1519 nucleotides. RefSeq names its product stimulated by retinoic acid gene 6 protein-like. Gene Ontology annotation, molecular function: signaling receptor activity; retinol transmembrane transporter activity. The transcript is spliced from 8 exons. Bases 69 to 1169 code for a protein of 366 amino acids. Gene Ontology annotation, biological process: vitamin A import into cell. Gene Ontology annotation, cellular component: plasma membrane. The record is from RefSeq and is a predicted model, not a curated record. NCBI's taxonomy places the organism in Eukaryota, Metazoa, Mollusca, Bivalvia, Pectinida, Pectinidae.
UAUCCAGAUUUGUAGACACCAUACAACUGAGCUACAAAGGAGACAGGGCCUUCAGGUAUUCACAGCGCAUGGUCGUCACCUUUACCGUGGCACUCAUUUGUUUGUAUCAGAUAUCGAUACUUGUGUUAGGAGUCGGAACAUUUCUUAUUCAGUACGGGGAAAAACACAUGUCGCAGAACACAACCGACUCUAUUUUUGGUCCAAUCUUAGAUACAUUGAAUAACGUUCUAAAAGCGUCUUUCUACGUUUCCUUCACAAUUACAACUCUGAUGUCAGGUGUCGUCAUUUUUCAAAUUAUGAUCUCCUAUCGGAAGAACUUGGAGGCACUGUAUAAAGGGGAUUUUUCGUGUGUUCCUAGCGAGGCUCGUCAACAAUCGGCUGUUACAGUAAUGACAAAUAGUUUACAUUAUUCUGGUACCCAGAUAGCCUACCUCUUUUGGAGCUACGUGAUACAGAUGCUUGUGCUGUCGAUUGUCUGCAUAUGUGUUGCAUAUUUAAUAGUACUACCGAUUCUGGGUGAUGUACCCAUGAUCUUCCUUCAGCCCUUUCUGACAGUCAUAACGACAUCUGCCAUUGCCUUUGUGAUAUACUGGCUACAAAAAUUCGUGUCCAGGAAGUGGCUUUUACAGGACCACAAAGUGACCAAUAAGGACUCGAAGUGGCCGGACCCCGUGUUGGCUCUCAACAACAGAAAAGCCUAUCACAACAUGGCGUAUUUCGUGUUUUUCUACUACAUAUUCAUCGGAAUAGUCCGCUGUCUUAUGAAGAUUUUUAAAGCCAUUUUUCUGGGUGUAGUCUUUUUUGGAAGAAUAGACAGAAGCGGACUCAUGAAUGGUUUUGAGACUUGGGAUACAGGUUACAUGGCGUACGUAAGUUUCCUUCAAAUGGAGCUGGUCCACUGUCAUCCUGUAUUGGUAGUGUUUUGUGACCUGCUCUGUCACAGGUUGCCGGGCAACAUCCAAGUACCAAUGCAACGCGCCACGUCAUCACUUGACGUGACAACAAGGUCCGGGAACACAUCGAUAUCGACGACAUUGCCUGUGAGAAGUUACAGAACGGUAGAUAAAGUUACCGCCAUCAGUCCGUUACCUAAAUACAAUCAGAGGAUACAUAACCGCUGGCUUAAAGUCUAUACUCUGCUGAAGAAUCCCUCUUUGGCUGUCAAAUAGUGAUAAAACUAAUUGUUUUCUUACGCUUGACAUACUUGUUUUCCUGUGGUUUCUAACUUUAUCAUAUAAUCACACCAAAUGUUAUUUUACAUGAUGCGAUUCCUUUUAUCUUUUCAUGAAAAUAUUUGUACAUGCUGCCUUAAAAAGAUUUCAAUGUGUGUUUAAGUUGACACUAUUUUUGAAUUGCAUAAAACACAAUCAUAGAUGUGGAGUUGGCUUUUUUUCACUUGUUGGAACUUGGGUGCAUUUGGCCUGCUGUAGUUAUUUUUUUUCUUUAAACAACGUUUACAUAUUGCUCAUAUAUUGAUGUUAUCAUUACAAACUACAUACGCAUAUUGGUCUUAAAUUGU